Molecule: messenger RNA, 3277 nt
Organism: Paramacrobiotus metropolitanus
Lineage: Eukaryota; Metazoa; Tardigrada; Eutardigrada; Parachela; Macrobiotidae
Product: cullin-1-like
Exons: 15
Coding region: 379-2814 (811 amino acids)
Biological process (GO): SCF-dependent proteasomal ubiquitin-dependent protein catabolic process; protein ubiquitination
Cellular component (GO): SCF ubiquitin ligase complex
Molecular function (GO): ubiquitin protein ligase binding
Source: RefSeq, a predicted model, not a curated record
UUCUACUUUUUCCAGUUCCUGCUUCGGGGUUCUUUCGUCAGUGAAUUAAUUUUAUUGCUUACACGAGCUCUGAGCGCGGCAGGGAUCUUUCACUUUUCGAUUGAUCAUUUAAUCCACCACGGUAAUGCUGAUAUUUUGCCACUACUAGCAGGCACAACAAGCACUUCUAAGUUACCUGUUCCUGUACAAACCUGUUAUUGACUAUUCUCAGAAAUUUGUUUUCGAGGUUUUACGUAGGAUUUCUCUCAUUCUGCGAAGGAUCUCUCCUUGGUAGUGGCAUCAGUCUUUAGUGUUCAGUUGGUAGUUGAUCAUUUAUAGCCAUCAUCUUCUCUUAACUAUACACUUUAUCUCCAUUCGUUCCCAUUUUGGGGGGUUCCCAUGAAACUGAAAUCUUUGAAAAACCUGUUUGGCAUCAACAUGUCCGCCACCGCCACCAAGCGGGCUUGUCCCGAUGAGCCCACGGCCUCCCCCGCCAGCGCCCCCUCCAACGGACACUCCCCCCGCUGCGGGACGGCGCCCCCGGUCCGGGGAGGGGGUCCCCCGCGCGGUCCCUCCUUCGAAGAACUGUGGAUCAACCUCCAUCCCGGGCUGAUGCAGAUCUUCCAGCUGGAGAGCAUGACCCGUCGCAACUACAUGAUGCUGCAUUCGCAAGUGUACAGUUAUUCCACCAAUGUGGCGGAUGAGCAGGAGCAGAAUGUGGAUCGGCAGGCGUUGGAUCGCAGCCGGCAUAAAGGCCGCGUACUGUAUACGAAACUGCAGGAACUCAUCGCCGAGCGGCUGGCCAUCGUUCUGGAGACGUUCAGUGGGGACCGCGGGGACGGCAUCUACCUGCUGCAGCACUAUCUGGGGCGCUGGAAGGAUUUCCGCUUCUCCAGCCAGGUGGCCAACGGGAUCUGCGAGUACCUGAACCGUGUAUGGGUCAAGCAGGAACAGGCGGUCGAAGGUGUGGAUGACGUGUUCACCGUGUUCGGGACGUGUUUUGUCCAGUGGAAGAACUGUGUGUAUCAGCCGUUGGAUAAAUCGAUUAUGCGCGCUAUUUUGGAUCUGUACGCCGCGGAUCGCAAUGGCGAAGUGAUCGAAAGCCAGCUACUCCACAAUGUCAUCCAUAAUUUCGUUGAAUUGGGUGUAACGGCCGACGAUAUUGGCAUCAAUCUGGAUGUGUACAAGAAGCUGUUUGAGGAGCCGUUUCUGGAAGCCACCCAGGCGUACUACGUAUGGGAGAGCGCCACGUUUUUGCAGACUAACUCCGUUUGUGACUAUGUUAUGAAGGUUCAUCGUCGCUUGCAAGAGGAAAUAGAACGCACCGCGAAAUAUCUCCAUGAAUCCACAUCACAACCACUGACCAAAGUCCUGGAAGAGGCUCUAAUCAUCCAUCACAAUCACAUUUUUGACGCCGAAUUUACCAGCCUGCUUACCCGGGAACGGGUCGAAGAAUUGUCGAUCAUCGAUAAUUUGCUCAGUCGGAUUCCGUCGCGGACGAAGGAUCUGCAUAAGCUGCUCGUCACGCACAUCACCACUCAAGGCGGGGAGGCCAUUUCCAGCAAAGCGGACAGCCUCCUCAAUGAUCCGCGGGCCUUUGUCAUGUUGCUGCUAGAGCUGUACGACCGUUACCUGCGCAUCGUCAACGGGGCCUUCAAGAGCGAUCUGGAGUAUUCCAAUGCCAUGGAUCGGGCGAUGGAGACUCUGGUGAAUAAGAACGCCGUGACGGAGAUGGCCAAAAGCACCCAGAAAGUGCCGGAAUUAUUGGCCCGCUACUGCGAUCUGCUGCUGAAGAAAAGUCCCCAGAAUCCGGACGAUGCGGAGCUGGAUAAAUGUCUGGAUCGUGUGAUGAUCGUCUUCCGCUACGUUGAGGAUAAGGACGUUUUUCAGAAGUAUUACACACGCAUGCUGGCCAAGCGCUUGGUGCACGGCUUGUCGGCUAGUGACGAUCUGGAAGGCGCCAUGAUCUCCAAACUGCGGACGUUGUGCGGCUUCGAGUACACCAUCAAGCUGCAGCGCAUGUUCCAGGACGUCAGUCUGAGCAAGGACUUGAACGAGGAAUUCAAGCACAGCCCCGAUCAUAAGCGUCUGCCGGAGAAGCUGGAGUUCACUCUGCAGAUCCUCAGUAACGGCGCCUGGCCCUUCACGGAGAAGGUCAACCUCAGUCUUUCGGCCGAGCUGGAACGCCCGCUGACGGUGUUCACCGACUUCUACCGCAACAAGCACGCCCAGCGCCGACUGCGCUGGCUGUACUCGGUGUCGCGUUGCGAAAUGACCACGACCUGCUUCCCCAUGCGCCACAUCCUGCAGGUGUCCACGUACCAGGCCGCCGUGCUGCUCUUGUUCAACGAGAUGGACGCCGCCCGCAUGGAGCAGCUGGCCACACUGGCUAACGUCGAGAUGGCGCUGCUCGUGCAGAUCGUCAUUCCGCUGGUCAAGAGUAAGAUGUUGCUGACGGGGGAGGGCGCCGGCGACGUGGAGGAGAAGGAUCUCCUCCCCGAGACGGAAGUGAAGCUCAAUUUUGGCUUCCGCAGUAAGAAGAUGCGCAUCAACCUGAACAUGCCGAUGCGGGCCGAGCAGAAGCAGGAGGAGGAGGCCACGGCGCGCAACAUUGAGGAGGACCGCAAGAUUGUUAUCCAGGCGGCGCUGGUGCGCGUCAUGAAGAUGCGCAAGACCCUCAAGCACCAGCAGCUCAUCGCCGAGGUCCUCACCAUCCUCUCCACCCGUUUCAAGCCCACAAUUCCACUGGUUAAGAAAUGUAUUGAGAUUCUGAUCGAUAAGGAGUACAUGAAACGCGACGAAGAAGACCAAACCCAGUACAGUUAUGUGGCGUAAGACUCAGCCGCGGCCUAUUUGCCCAAGUAAUCGCCGUGUUUUAUGUUUUUAAGCGUAAUUUGUUUUCCCUUGUGGAUGAAUGACGUUUUGCAUCAGCCAUCAUGUAAUUUUGGACAAAUAUCUGGUUUUAAGACGGAAAAGAGAAGGAUCGCAUAUUUUGUUCGGUAUAUAUACUGUUUGCCUUGUGUUCACCUUUUUUUGGGCCAUUUUGAUCUCUCUUUCGUUGGAGAUGAGAGUAUUUUGACGAUGUGGAGAAACUGUCUUGUGUUUUACGCAGUUUUUGAUCGCUUUUGAUCUUAAUCGGAAAAUAUUGGUAUUUCUUUUGUCGGUUUUGGACAGCUGAAUAAACGUUGAAUAAAAAUCGAAUAAGAGAAAAAGCGCUCGAUUUUAUUGCUGAAUGAAUGCUGGUUUUAUUGCUUAUUAUGAAAUUCGGGGAUUUUGAAAUUAAAAUAAGCUUGCUGGA